AAAUUCGACAGGCUUUUAAACAUUCCGACAUUGUUGACAAGGUUUGAGCUACACGUAGCACAGCGCGUGGGUUUUUAAUUGCGGAAAUUAGGGUUGUUACAGUUACAUCAAUGUAUUUUAUGAAAACACAGCCGGCGUGUAACAGGCAAAAUAACGUAUCACUUGUAGGAUCAAAGCGCCGACGCGACGUGUUGUGUGACUGCAACAACUGUGACUUGCGUACUACGUCACAACACAGCUUCGUGGUGUGACCGCUGAUUACGGAUAAUUUAUUCUAUCUCUGUGUUAGAAAAACCGGUCGGUGCUGUACCGGUUCCGUUUCCUCCACCAGCAGCCGUCUCGGUUUAUUUCUAUCGCUUGCCGUGUCAGUGAGUUGAACCGGUAACCUCCUCCCCCCCUCACCCACCCGAAAAACCCUUGCCCCACUGGCGGCGAAAAUAACACAACUGCAUAGCAAAAAAAGAUUUUUAAACUUCACCUUACAAGAUUUGCGGAUGUGUGUUGAUGUGUUGUACUUCUCACAGGACUCCGUGUAGUUAACACAUGACUAUUGAUUAUUUUCGUGUUAGAUCCACUUUCUAAAACAGAACGUGUAGUUCUAAAUAUAUUUAGUCAGACGUGUCAAAAUAGGAUUGUAAUAACUUAAUAAGCUUGAGCUAUUUGACACCUUCAGUGUUACAUGCUUCAUAUUUUCUUCACCAACGAUUCAUCAGGAGUAUUUGAAUAUUUCGCGGGCAGCCUACGCAAACUAUUUUUCUUGUAAGAAAAGUCCAUUAGGACUCAUUCCAGAUUUUUGUGUGUCACUGUAAAGCAAGGGAUUACACAACGUCAAGUUAUACAUAAUUUAUUUUGUACAAAUUGAACCAUGAGUCGAACACCGGUGAAAAAAGUACCAAUUCAUUUGCAGAGUGCGCAAUCUCGCAUCUUCAUUAAAAAUGGCACAAUUGUAAAUGAUGACCAGUCUUUCCAUGCUGAUAUUUAUAUAGAGGAUGGAAUCAUUAAACAAGUUGGAAGCAACCUGGUCAUCCCAGGAGGUGCCAGAACAAUUGAUGCUCGGGGAAAAUUUGUCAUUCCAGGUGGUAUUGACACACACACCCACUUCCAGUUGCCUUUUAUGGGGACGGUGUCUGUUGAUGACUUCUACAGUGGAACCAAAGCAGCUCUGGCUGGGGGCACCACCAUGAUCAUUGACUUCGUUAUACCACAGAAAGGAGAAUCACUUCUUGACGCCUAUGAGAAGUGGAGGGGGUGGGCAGACGCCAAAGUCUGUUGUGACUACGGCCUACAUAUGGCUGUCACCUGGUGGAGCGAUCAGGUUGCCAAGGAGAUGGAGAUCCUCACCUCUGAGAAAGGAAUCAACUCGUUCAAAGUGUUCAUGGCCUACAAAGAUACAAUGAUGCUUGAGGACGAUGAGAUUUAUAACUGUUUCAAGCGUUGUAAGGAUCUGAAAGCCCUCCCUAUGGUCCAUGCUGAGAAUGGUCAUCUGAUUGCCAUUAAAUCUCAAGAAAUGUUACAACAUGGAGUGUAUGGGCCUGAGGGUCAUUUGCAGUCACGCCCAGAAGAGGUUGAAGAGGAGGCCACAAGCAGGGCCAUAACUAUUGCUGAUCAAGCAGGGGCACCACUCUAUGUUGUCCAUGUCAUGAGCAAAGCUGCUGCUAAUAUCAUCUCUAAAGCUAGGAGAGAAGGAAAGAUUGUAUUUGGAGAGCCCAUUGCUGCUAGUCUUGGAACUGAUGGAACACAUCAGUUCAACAAGUGCUGGCGCCAUGCUGCAGGCCACGUCAUGGCACCACCACUUAGAGCAGAUCCCACUACACCUGGCUACCUCAUGGACUUACUUGCCAACAAUGACCUCCAGUUGACUGGAACUGACAACUGUACAUUCAAUGCUGACCAAAAGGCUAUUGGCAAGGACAACUUCACCAGGAUUCCAAAUGGUGUCAAUGGUGUGGAAGACAGGAUGUCCAUCCUUUGGGAGAAAGGAGUGUAUUCUGGCAAGAUGGACCCUUGCAGAUUUGUUGCUGUUACAAGUUCCACAGCUGCCAAAGUUUUUAACAUUUAUCCCAAAAAGGGUAGAAUAGCUGUUGGCUCUGAUGCAGAUAUUGUCAUCUGGAAUGGUGAAGCCACCCGCACCAUCAGUGCCAAGACACACCACCAGGCUGUUGAUUUUAACAUCUUUGAGGGCAUGACCUGCCAUGGUGUCCCAGAGUAUGUUAUCACUGGAGGCAGCAUCGUCAUGGAUGAGGGACAGCUGAAAGUGACACAAGGACUGGGUAGAUUUGUACCAACUCCAGUUAAUUCCCAGUGUGUGUUUGGACGUGUUGGCACCAGAGAUAAGAUCCGACAACCUCAAAUAGUUGAGAGAGAACCUUACACAGGACCAGUAGUAGAGAUCAAGGAAGAGGAUAUGCCAGUCUUACACAAGAGAUCAGACAACCCCAUCAUACCUGACCACGCUAAUGAAUUUCACAGUCGCCCACCCACACGGGGCGGUGUGCGCAACAUGCAGGACUCAUCUUUCUCCCUAAGUGGUCACCAAUAUGAUGAGAACCAGCCCAAGAGACCUGGAACAAAGGUGUCCAACCCACCUGGAGGCAAAUCUACAGGCUUCUGGUAGACCAAGGGGAUCAGCUGUUAAAAAUCUCAGAACUAAUUCAUCCAUCAGCUGCUGCCAUUUUCUCUUCCCUAGUGCUUUGUGUAGUGUUGCUUGCUAAAGAAUGUUUCAUUUGGGGAGGGGCGGGUGGGUACAGGAAACAGCCUGAAUGAGUAUGGAUGUGUAAGCACCUGGGGGUCAUCUUGAGGAGAUGCAAUAGGUAAUAAUAAUUUUUUUUUUACUGCAGAACUUGAUGGGCGGUGUUGGGUUAGAGAAAGUCUGCUUCAAAUUUUUUGAGAACUACCUGUAACAUUGUGUUUCUCACUGCUCUUUGUUCAUGUGCACUUCGUAAUCAGUAAAAAAAAAAAACAACAAAAAACAAUUUCAUUUCCUUUGCAGUCAGCAUCUUGUAACUAAUGUCAUGGAGAUAAUGACAUUGCAGCAUUUUUUUUUCUCAAGAAACUGUUUUAAUUAAUUUAUCGUUACAUAAAUUAUGUUGCUGUGGAGUGCAAGUUGAAAGUUUGAGUUAAGGAACUUUAGUUUUUAACAAAUAGUUUGAAUUAUAAAAAGCAUGCAGGUAGCAUAGAUUAUUUGUACAAGUAUGGAUGUUUUGUUUGAAAAUAACUUGCUCAGUUUUUUUUUAAGCGUAGGACGAGGUAUUUAUUUUUAUUCCAAUCAACUUGGUUAUUAAAUGCCACAUUUAAUUUUACUGAAAUCGAUAUACAUUUGUAUGGCUGAUCUUGGUGCACAGAAAGCUACUCGUAGGUUAAUCAUCACACAAAUAACCUAUGCAUAAUACUUGUUAGUCCUCCAGUUAAGAACAAAGUGUUGAGAUCUUAGGUAGUUUUUUUUAUUUACUUUUAUACUUACUGUUUUACUUAUACAUUUCUCAUAUGGUGUAUUUGGAGUUAGUGAAAAAAUACAACUGUAGAUAACUGCUCAAGAUAUUGUGUGGUGAUGUAUGUCACUUUUAACAUCAGACUUAGUAUGGCUGUGGGAUAACUAGCCAAUGAGCUAAGGGAAGCUACUAGUACUGAGUGAGCCAUAGUAGGUAUUAUGCUGAAUGGGUUGUGUGAUCUUUAGAAGCUAAAAUAAAACAAAAGCUUAGUCAACAGUUUUUCACAUGUGACAAUCUCAUAUACAAGAAAAAUAUGGAUUGUUUUGUGGUGUGGUUUUGAGGGGAUAACUUUUUAAAUUAUUUGUGUGGACUGAGUGGACAUUUUAGUUCAACAUUUAAAACCAGGUUUUUUGUGUGCCAAUUUUAAGUGUUUGUGGCUAAUUGUGAAUACAGUUGCAUUGUGUCAUAUUAAUGUAACUACUUUUUAAGAGCUAUUUUAUCCAGUUUUCUUUGGUGUAUCAACAAAAAAAGGUUAAAUGUAAUUUUCUACAUUUAAUUUUAGUUAUUUGUAGUUAAGUAACUAUAAAUGAAUUUAUAAAUUUAUUUAAAAUAUAUUUAAUAACAUUUAUUACACUUGAAUUGUUUAGCUUUAUAUAAAGUUUUUUUUUUUGCUAAUAUUUUAUUCUAAAAAAAAUUUUUGAUAACAUUUCUGUAGUAAAUGAAAAAAAAAGUAUGAAAACCCAGCUUCAAACUGCGCAAACAUGUUUUAAUUGUUUUAAACAAAUGAGAUUUUAACCCUAAGCAAAGUUCAACUUAAGCUAAUCAAACACAACAUUCAAAUAUUGUAACUACAGCUAAACCUUUCUGCACUUUUAAAUUUUUUAAACAGCUCCAAAACUGUUUACAAAGGUCUCAUGCUUCUACAUGUAUAUUUUGGUCUCAUUAUUUCAUGAUUAAAAUCCAUACCAAUUUAGAUGUAGCUCUUUACGCAUGUUUAUGAAUAUUUAAAAAAAAUAAAAAUGUUCUUAAGUUGUGAAGCAAUAUUUUCUGUUAAAGGCUAUCUGAUAUUUUUGUACUGGACUUGCACUUCUCUAAAAAAUACUGUGUUGUACAUUCCUUUAAUCUUUCUUGUCUUACAUAAAAAUUUAUUUUAGUCAAGGUUGGAUUAGCUCUCAGUACACUAGGUUAUUGCCCCCUGUCUGAUUAUUUUACUGUGCUAAUAAAUGUUGCUUCCAACUGGAAA
Molecule: messenger RNA, 4671 nt
Organism: Physella acuta
Lineage: Eukaryota; Metazoa; Mollusca; Gastropoda; Physidae
Product: dihydropyrimidinase
Biological process (GO): pyrimidine nucleobase catabolic process
Cellular component (GO): cytoplasm; cytosol
Molecular function (GO): dihydropyrimidinase activity
Source: RefSeq, a predicted model, not a curated record